CCCCAGUCCUUCUUUCGAAAGCCAGGAGAAGAAAAAAUUUAUUUCAGCUACUUAUGUUUGUCUUCAGAUUUGUUCUUUUCAAGAAUUGAGCCUUCUAAUCAAGAAACCUUGGACUUUGAAGCUUGAUUGUUUUCUGCAGAUAAAAUUCAAGAUGGCCAGAGAUUGGCUAGGACUGGGGAAUGGAAGCGCUCCGCGGGCCAACAUUGAAUGACCAUCACGGCAUAGUACAAAGUCCAGCGGUGUACGUGCAGAUCCAGUCCUAUGUUGGUAUCUGCCUAAGAAGGAUUCGAGGCCAUACUGUGAGGCUGUUCAACCUUCAUGGCAUCUAUAAAUCGCCACUUUCUUUAUUCUUUGGCUCUGAGCUGGAACACUUGGCUUUGCAACAGCUUGAAGAUCGCACAGUGUGACUUGGCAAGAAUGGCAAGCAUCUCGUUGAGCGUGGCCUUCCUGUGUGCACAGGGCGAGUCAUUCUUUACACCGCCCCCGCUUCCACUUCCACCUCCGCCAUUCGGCUAUCUCCCGCCACAUCCACCGCCCUAUCGGGGAGCUCCCGUUACGUAUUCAAGUCCAUAUGUAAUCCACAGCCCGGCAUAUGUGUAUCCACAACCGUACCAGGUACUCCAGAGAGUACAAACGGUUCAGACAAUUCAGACCGUCGAGGUCAUCCAGACUAUCCGGCCAUUUCAACCUGUACAAAUGGUCCAGGCUCUCCAAACUGUUCAAACAACGAGUCAGGUUCAGCAAACAUAUCGUUAUCGCUUAUACUCGAUGCGGCCCAUGCAACCUUACGGCUUCCCACAAUGGGCAUAUGAUUUGUAUGGCCCGCACUAUUAAACGUAUAUGUAAGGCGAAGAAGACGAUGGAUGGACUAGCCAGGUCUCGAUGGGAAGUGG
Mollisia scopiformis is the source of this 893-nucleotide messenger RNA. RefSeq lists its product as uncharacterized. The transcript is spliced from 3 exons. NCBI's taxonomy places the organism in Eukaryota, Fungi, Ascomycota, Leotiomycetes, Helotiales, Mollisiaceae. The annotation marks the transcript as partial. The record is from RefSeq and is a predicted model, not a curated record.